UUUGGGUGUUAUGUAUAAUAGUCAUUUUUAUGGCUACUGCAGAGACAAAACAUGUAAUAUCUCGUACCAAAAAUAUGAGCACACAGCAUCAAUUGAAGUCUACAAAAGCUACUACAGGUCAUAAACAGCAUCACGUAGGAUCAGGAGAAGUACUAGAGGGAAAUGGUACAGUCUGUGAUACAGAGGAAUGCGUCAAAGUAGCCAAAAUAAUCCAAAGUUCGAUUGACGCGAAAGUUGAUCCAUGCGACGACUUCUUUACAUUCUCUUGUGGGAACUGGAUAAAAAGCCAUCCCAUUCCUAAGAGCUACAACGAUUAUUCUACUUUUACGAGACUUUCGAUGGUAAUAGAAGGAGAGUUAAGGGAAUUAUUAGAGAAACCUUCGUCGUUGGAUGAUCUUUCUGAGAAUGAAGCUUUGAGAAAAGCAAAAUACUUCUACAAGUCGUGUAUGAAUACGGAUUUAAUCGAGAAGCAAGGAGCCAAACCUAUGAACGAUUUCAUUCGAGAAAUAGGGUCAUGGAGCAUUUGCAGCGAUGGAAGUUGGAAUAAAUCGGAAUGGAAUAUCUAUCGUAGGUUGAAGAAACUCCAACGAGAGUACUAUCCGGCCUCGCCUUUCUUCUCAGUCGAGGUGACGAACGACCAUCUGAAUUCUACGAAGCAUCUUAUCAAGAUUGACCAAUCAGGCUUAAGUCUACAAAGAGAAAUAUACUUCAAGCAUCCUGAGAUGGUAGACACGUAUGUAGAAUACAUGGCAAAGGUUGCCAAGCUGUUGGGAACCAAAUGCAAUGCGACAAAGAAAAUGAGGGAAAUCAUGGACUUUGAGACCAAAUUGGCAAAGAUUACAACAUCAGCAGAAGACAAGGCUGGUGGAAUCUACAGAAGGAUGAAACUAGAAAGUCUAACUAAACUCGUACCGGGGUUUCCAUGGCUGAAGCACAUACAGUACAUUUUUAAGGGCGCUCAUGUCACUUCUACAGACGUUGUCUUGGCAACCUCCACUGACUAUCUUCGAGACAUGUCAGCCAUAAUCAACGAAACGUCAAAAGAGAUGUUGUCUAACUACGUUGUGUGGCAGAUGAUUAGAGACAAGGUCAAUCUAUUAUCAAAGCCGUUCCGUCAAGCGAGAGCAGAGUUCAAUCGCAAGAUAUCAGGGGUACACGACACGGAUCCAAGAUGGCGGACCUGUACGAGCAUCACCAAUGAAAACCUGGGGGUCCCCCUGGGGACUUUGUACAUCAAAAACUUUUUUCAUGAAAGUAGUGUAUCUAAGACCGAAAAAAUGAUCCAAGAAAUCAAGGAUAUUUUUAAAGACAGAGUUAAGAAACAUAAAUGGAUAGAUGACAACACCACAAAGUAUGUCUUCCAGAAGGCUGACGCUUUGCGCAGCAAGAUUGGUUAUGCAAGCUACAUCCUCAGACCGAUGCUCCUGAAGAAAAGAUUUGAAAACUUGAAAGUGGACAAGAAAUCGUUCUUCAAGAACAACGUCAACGUGGACCGAUGGGUUCGUAAACGCCUCACCAAGAAGCUGCGCAAAAUCGUUGAUAAAGAAAAAUGGCCCAUGUUUCCCCAGACUAUCAACGCAAUGUACCAGUUUUACGAGAACGAAAUAGGUAAAAAAAUUUAAUUUUUAAUUUUCUCAAUUCGGGAUUUAUAGGUACGAGUGAAAAAAGCCCCAUCUUUGAGUUAUGGUGCUAUUGGUUCUAUUAUUGGUCACGAGAUGACGCAUGGCUUCGACAAUACAGGUAGAAAAUUUGACAAAAAUGGCGACAUAGUAAAGGAAUGGUGGAGCAAAUCAGCAUUACAGGAUUUCAACGAGAAAGCCAAGUGCAUCGAAGAACAGUACUCCAAGUAUAAGAUACAGGGCAAAUACCCGUUGAGUGGAAUCGUGACAUUAGGGGAAAACAUAGCCGACAAUGGAGGAACCAAACUCUCAUAUCACGCUUAUCACAAGUGGCUGAAGGAAAAUGGCGGACAGGAGCCUGUGUUACCAGGCCUUAAAUACAACAACGAGCAACUGUUUUUUAUUGGAUACGCGCAGGAAUAUUGCAGCCAUACUAGACGUAAGACUGAGUAUAUAGCAAGUCUGAGUGAGAUCCAUUCGCCUCCUAAAUUCAGAGUGAUAGGAACAUUAUCGAACAUCAAAGAAUUCUCCGACGCAUUUAAAUGUCCUACCGGAAGCACCAUGAAUCCGAAGAAAAAAUGCGAAGUGUGGUAACAGUGCGGGCAGAUUCUACCUAUAGAUUAUGGCAGUUCUUUGCAGUUUUGUUCACCACCAAAUAAACCUCUUACUUUGGGGAUAAUCUUUUCCCAUUCCAGAACACGUGUCAUUUUCUAG
Messenger RNA from Actinia tenebrosa (Australian red waratah sea anemone), 2333 nucleotides. Its product is annotated as neprilysin-3-like. Gene Ontology annotation, cellular component: plasma membrane. Gene Ontology annotation, biological process: protein processing. Gene Ontology annotation, molecular function: metalloendopeptidase activity. NCBI's taxonomy places the organism in Eukaryota, Metazoa, Cnidaria, Anthozoa, Actiniaria, Actiniidae. The record is from RefSeq and is a predicted model, not a curated record.